Messenger RNA from Archocentrus centrarchus (flier cichlid), 4415 nucleotides. Its product is annotated as E3 ubiquitin/ISG15 ligase TRIM25-like. The coding region runs from base 124 to 1944 and encodes 606 amino acids. Gene Ontology annotation, molecular function: protein binding. The transcript has 10 exons. NCBI's taxonomy places the organism in Eukaryota, Metazoa, Chordata, Actinopteri, Cichliformes, Cichlidae. The record is from RefSeq and is a predicted model, not a curated record.
GCCAGAGGAGGAGGAGAAAGAGGAGAUCACAAGGAAAACAGAGGAUGACAGAGGAAGAAACAGGGACGGAGUGAUCGGGCGGCUCAGAAGCUGUCCGAGGACGGAGGAGAUUUGACCUCUGAGAUGGCUCAGGCAAAUAUCUCGGUGACGGAGAGCCAGUUCAGGUGUCCCAUCUGCCUGGAUAUCUUGAAGGACCCGGUGUCCAUCCCCUGCGGACACACCUACUGCAUGACAUGCAUCAACAACUACUGGGACCGGGUGGACUCGGGUCAGUUCAGCUGCCCUCAGUGCCGGGAGACGUUCAGCCCUCGGCCGGUGCUGCGGAGGAACACGGUGCUCGCCGAGGUUGUCGGCAAACUCAAGCUGAACGAGUUGGACACGGCGCCGGAGCUCUACCUCGAGGGAGUCGGGGAAGUGCCGUGCGACUUUUGCCCGGCGGAGAGUAAGCUGAGGGCGGACAAGUCGUGCCUGGUGUGCCUGUCGUCUUUCUGUAAACUCCACGUCCUGCCGCACCGGGAGGUGAGCACUUUGCGGCGCCACAAGUUGGUGGCCGCGGUGGAAUGCCUGGCGGAGAAGCUGUGCGCUCAGCACCGCCUGGGUCUGGAGCCCGAGGGGAGCGGCUCCGAGGCGGGGGCCGCGGUGGAGUGGAGCGGGGACUGCCUGCUGUGCCAAGCUGACCAGGAGGAAGCGCCCAGUGUGGACGCACAGAGAACCAGGAGACAGCUCCAGCUGCAGGAGUCUCAGAGGAUGGUUCAGGGCAGGAUACGGAUCGGAGAGAGAGAGUUGGAGGAGUUCAAACAAACCUUGGAGUCUCUCAAGGUGUCGGCAUCUGCCGUUCUGGAAGACAGCGAAGCUCUGUUUGCUGAUAUGGCGCUGUGCCUGGUGAAAACCAAGGCGGAGGUCCGAGCGAGGCUGGAGGCGAAAGAGCGAGCGAUUGCGACGAGAGCUGAAAGUGACAUCGAGUUGCUGGAGAAGGACCUGGAGGAGCUGAGGAGGCGAGACGAGGAGAUCGGCCAGCUGCUGCAGUCUGAGGAUAAUGCCCAUUUCUUACAGGCGGCUCCGCUGCUCUGCAUACCUGUCGCCACUGCUCAGGACUCCAGCGCCCUCAGCCUGCCCACGGACGCCUUCAGUGGCGCCAGGAGGGCCCUGUGCCACCUCCGCAGCCACAUAGAGGAGGUCUGCAGGGAGGAGGUCGACAAGAUCACCCGCACAGUUAAUGAAGACUACAAAUCUGGUGGGGAGUAUGUAAAAAGUGGCCGAAAUCACAGUGUGGAGAACUCCAAACCUCAGCAAAUGCAACUAUCUGCAGGGCAACAUGCUGCAAGGGCAGUGCCGGUGUCGUUCCCGCUGUCCUCUUUGUCUCUGCAGUCGGCUGAUCAGAGGAUGAGGGCAGCUUUCCUCAGGUUUUCAUGUCGUCUGUCCUUGGACCCCGAUACAGCUCAUCCCACCUUGGUUCUCCUGGAGGGGUCCCAGGGUGCUCAUUGUGGUGAGGAACCACAACCCUACCCCCCUCAUCCCCAGCGCUUUGAUUCAGUGGCACAGGUCCUGUGCAGGGAGGGCCAGUUUGGCGGUGCCAGCUACUGGGAGGUGGAGUGGAGAGGCGGCGGAUGGGUCGACAUAGGGAUCACCUACCGAAGUAUCGGACGCAAAGGUGGCGGAAAGCCCUGCCUGCUCGGGCGCAACGAAAACUCUUGGCGACUGAGGUGUACGCAUGCUGGAUAUGCUGCGUGGCACGACAACCGUAAGACCACGGUCGCUGCACCGCCCUGCCCCAGGAUCGCCGUCUUUCUGGAGCGCCAGAAAGGAGCAUUGUCCUUUUACAGCAUCUCGGACUCCAUGGUCCUCCUGCACACUUUUCAUUGCUCGUUCUCUCAGCCGCUAUACCCAGCCUUCCGCCUGGACCUGGACUCAACUCUCCUCAUCUGCCCCCAAGAGGGAAGCUAACUAUGCCCCCAUCCUUAUUCAUCUACUGCAGGAAAGGGCUCUUUACUCUGCUAAUUAAUAUCAACAAUAUAAUGACUGGGUGGUCUUUUUAAUUUGAUUUUAAUAUUCUCUUUGACUGCUGGCAGGUUGAGCUGAACAGUACAACUGAAUUUUUAACAGCAUGCAUUUUUUUACAGCGUACUUUACGAUGUAAUUGUGGGAAAAGCUGUUGUGUCGUUAACAUCGGCUCAGUUCUGCGUCCAUGUUGGCAAAAAAGAGUUGAGACUCCGAGGAAAAUGUACGUUAAAAAAAUAGUUUUAAAAAAAAUAAUUUAAACUGGAUGUACCAACAUGUGUAUAUAUUCUUUUUUUUUUUUUUCUUCAAUUUGAAGUUUGCAACAAAUUAAACAUAUAUCCUCAUUUUGGAUUUCCUGCUAGCUUCAAAAGCCUGAAGAGUUGUUAAAGUUGCUAAAAUGACCUGGUUCCACAGGUCAGAAGUGAAGUGGACAGGAGUUCAUCACGCUGUAAAAGACUGCGUGGGCAAACAUUUUUAUAAUUUAAGAACGAUGUUUCUCAGUGUGUUUGUUGGAAAGAUUGUCUGGAUUUCAUCAUCUAAGGCGCACAAUAAGCCAUUUGUGCACUUGGCAUGGGUAACUUCCACAUGUGUAAAGGCACCGUUAUCGCUGGCUGAUAAUAUGCAAGUAAAAGUUUAAGGACAACACAUGCUUUUCAUACAGCCAAUAUUUUAAGGGAUGUCUUUGCUUAUGUAAAGGUGAUUUUUGAGCGUAUUUAAUAGAAAAAAAGAAUGUUGUACUCAUCAUUAUACACUCAUUAGUGUGUAAUUACGUCUUCCAACAAACUGAUGCGUUCUCAUAAUCUUAGACUGAAUCCCUUAAAAUACACAGGAGCAGGCAUUAGUUUUUGGAAGCCAUAAUCGCUGAGUGUCUGAGCCUCCUCCAGAGUAAAUAGAGGUCAGGGGGUAAAACCUUAAAAUACCACAGAAUAUUUAAUUUAUCAUUUGACAAAGACUCCACAUACAAAGUGCAAUAUGCUGAUAUUUUAUAAUGUUUAAAUAUUUUGUAAUUAUACCUGCGCUUUUCCCUCUGUGACAGAUACCUGCUGGGAGAAAGGCUUCAUGCAACAGAAGUGAAGCACAGUCAUACUGGGCUAUAUAAAUCCAGUUGAUCUGACUGGAAAUGUGUGGGACGGUGCUUCCCACAUAUUUUUAUCUAAUAGUAAAUCAACAAUGCAGAAAUACUAAGUUUCUCCCUCCUUUGUGUUUGACAUUAUUUCCAUUGAGUCAACAAUAGUUGUACAUUUAUGGGAACGAAGGAUUUUUAUUUCUUAUCACUUACACUAAAGUGACAUGGGAAACCUGUGGCCCUCGUUUUUUAUAAAUCUGCAGAAGUGACCUCAGUUUCAGAUACAUGAAAGUGUUAUUUUGUAGCUUAGUAAGUCGUUUUCUUUGGAUAGUGUCUGUCAUGGGUUUUUUAAUGUCUGUAAAUGUUGCAUUGUAUUAAUCUUAAAUGAAAUGAAGGAAUAGUUUAAUAUAAAAAAAAUAUGCUUGCACAAUUCUUGCCAGUCAAAUUUGCCAAAAAUUUCUAAGUGAUAUCAUUCGAGCUUAUGUUUACAGCCCAUAUCCACUGACAAGAAGACUUUAAAGUGAGGGGAAAGUGACUUGAUAAACCCAUGACUGUUCCCAGUAUGCUGCUGCUGUUAAAGAAAGCCGGAUAAGCUGGGAAAGUUGCAGCACUAUAAAUAUGGAUGCCUUUAAAGAUGAUGCUGUGAAUAGUUUGAGCUAACUCCGCUUGUACGAACUCCUAAACAGGCAGGCUGUUCCACUUCUUGUGAAUUUAGUCUGAGUUCUGUCCCACCAUCCCUGCCUGAUUCUGUGAUGCUGACUCUGUGGAAAUCAUACGACCUGUUUGUGGACGCCUUGUUUAUCUUGCUGCUGAAGCUGUCUUUAUGACUUUUGGUCAAAUAUUUGGGGGCACUGGUGUGCUGCAGAAAGAAUCUGGGACCAAUCAGGAGCCUUUUCUGGUGGUAAUGUGUGAUUAUUAAGAGAGAUCCACGCGCCUAAAACUUUUGCACAGAACUGCAGCUGCUAACGCAGCAUCACUUUGACUGUUUUGAGUGGGAAAAUAUUAAUUCUGAUGACUUUGCUUCUAAAUCUAUUAUCAUUUCUAAUCAAUUCAGAUCCUAUCAAAUCACAUAUCAAUUCAGUAAAGGUACAUUUGAAAAAAAUCUGACUUUCAACAAAACUCCAGGGUGACAGAAAAACAUGUGUAAUUACUCCGCUACUAGGUCUGCCACAUUUAAUUGUAGCAUGAAAAGGGUGUUAAACGUAAAGAUUUCUUAGCUGCAAAAGUGUCCUUGUUACCGGAUGCCAGACUGUAGCCACUGCCUUUCUUGACCUAUAGCAGUGUUUUCUUUUUAAAAGGUACUUUUGAAGGAUUAUGAUCACUUGACCACACACUGUGCAAGACUUUCCAA